This is a messenger RNA of Stegostoma tigrinum, 1849 nucleotides long. RefSeq names its product glycosyltransferase 8 domain containing 1 (gene glt8d1). The record is from RefSeq and is a predicted model, not a curated record. Gene Ontology annotation, cellular component: Golgi apparatus. Lineage: Eukaryota; Metazoa; Chordata; Chondrichthyes; Orectolobiformes; Stegostomatidae. The transcript is spliced from 10 exons. Gene Ontology annotation, molecular function: glycosyltransferase activity. The coding region runs from base 114 to 1199 and encodes 361 amino acids.
CACCCCCCGGUUCUCAUGUUGAGUUGGCAGUUGGCUGCUUAAGUGAAACUUCGUGGAUUCACAGUGAUUAUAGAUCUGAAGGAUGUGAACAGAAGUUGUAGCAGGAAGUCGAAAUGCCUUUCAGGAAAGCUCAUAUCCUCAUAAUUCUGCUUGUUGCAGUUGUGCUUUUGAUAGUUAUGCACCAUAAUCUAUUUAAUGCUCAUGACCUUUUGAGGAAGGAGAAUUCAGAAUCAAAAUACAGUGGAGUGUGGAGAAUUGCAGAAGUGAGAACAGGUGAAGAGAUUCCAAUUCUAAUCCCAGCUGUGGAGGAGCGACUUGGAGGUGUAAUAGCAGCCAUAAACAGUAUAUAUAGUAACACCAGGUCAAAUGUGAUCUUUUAUGUAGUUACCACAAAUGAUACCAUUGAUCAUUUAAGAGCUUGGCUUCAGAAACAAGAACUGAUGAGUAUAAAGUAUAAAAUUCUGACAUUUGAUCCUCGUGUUCUAAAAGGCAAAGUACAAGAUGAGGGUGAUUCAACUGAAAUAAAGCCAUUGACUUUUGCCAGGUUUUAUCUACCCACAUUGAUUUCUGGCUCAGAGAAAGCCAUUUACCUGGAUGAUGAUGUGAUUGUGCAAGGAGAUAUCCAUGAGCUUUAUGACACAGAACUGAAGGCAGGUCAUGCUGCAGCAUUUUCUGAAGAUUGUGAUUCUGUAUCUUCAAAGGUGUUGGUUAGAGGCGCUGGAAGUCAGAACACAUAUUUGGGAUUCCUUGAUUAUAAAAAAGAAACCAUUAGGAAACUCGGUAUGAAGGCAAGCACGUGCUCCUUUAACCCCGGUGUUUUUGUAGCUAAUCUCACAGAGUGGAGGCUACAGAACAUUACAGAGCAGCUUGAAAGGUGGAUGGAAAUCAAUGUAGCGGAGAACUUGUAUGGUGGUGCUCUGGCUGGGAGCGUUACAACACCACCCAUGCUUUUGGUAUUCUACAAACAAUACUCUUCCAUUGAUCCAUUGUGGCACGUGAGGCAUCUUGGGUCUAAUGCUGGUACGAGAUAUUCAUCGCAUUUCAUUAAAGCUGCCAAGUUGCUUCAUUGGAAUGGACGUUUCAAACCUUGGGGGCGUACCUCUUCAUACAGUGAUAUUUGGGACAAAUGGUAUAUUCCAGACCCCACUGGAAAAUUCCACCCAGUACGUAGACAUGCAGAGGAUGAGGAAGUUCAUUAGCAGAUAAUGAUAAAUGUGACUUCUAAAUCGUUAACAUAGUUUGUACAAACUACCACCACUCAGGAACGUGAUUCAGUUCAUUGUAAGUGUACAUUGAUUGUUUCAUUUUUUUAGGCUGUCUUUUUUAUGUAUGCACAGCAAACAAGACUAUAGAUUUUUCUUGCUGUGGAGAAAUUGGAUAACUUUAUCAUUCCUGAUUCUAGUAAAAUAAGGUGUUCAAAUCCUGUGUAAGCCUGGAUGAAAUAAGGACUUCAAGUUAAAUGUUUUAACCCAGGUAAGACCACAUGUACUAUUAAAUAUUUUAGUAUUGAUCAUAAAACUAAUCUUCAUUGUCUCAACUGAAUUACUUGGUUAAAAAAAUUAUCCAAAUAUCUUGAAUGUUAUUGUCAAAAUGACAUUUUUCUCCUCAUUGGAAAAGAGAAGUUGGGUGAGAAGCUAUUAACGACAAUCAUUUCAAAUCCAGUUUUUGGUACAGAUUUUACAUUGUUUUAGAAAUUUGCAUUCUUGCAGUUGUGUGUUUCCAAAAUUACUGCAACAGCCGUGAAACAUUUCUGGUUAUAGUGUAAAUGAAAACUUGUAUUAAUACCCUAUGUCAUUAAGUAUUUGAUCGCAUUAAAGUUUGCACAUUAAGACACUUAAACAGAAACAAA